This is a messenger RNA of Selaginella moellendorffii, 1839 nucleotides long. Its product is annotated as pentatricopeptide repeat-containing protein At1g80270, mitochondrial. Gene Ontology annotation, molecular function: protein binding. NCBI's taxonomy places the organism in Eukaryota, Viridiplantae, Streptophyta, Lycopodiopsida, Selaginellales, Selaginellaceae. Gene Ontology annotation, cellular component: mitochondrion. The transcript is spliced from 3 exons. Bases 14 to 1726 code for a protein of 570 amino acids. The record is from RefSeq and is a predicted model, not a curated record.
CUUGCGCGCGUGAAUGUGGAGCUUGCGCGAGGCAUGGAUCCUGUGCAGGCGAAGGAAUGCGGCACCCAGAUUCACACUGGAGCGCAAUGGAAGAAGCAUCCUGCAUUGCUGCUCCAGGAGCUAUCUCACGAUCGAGGAGACGCGAGAAUACUUUCCAGAGUAUCAGUCUAUGCUUCCAGAUCAAGCGGACCAUCUCGGGGUGGAGCACAUCAAGCUUCUCAACCAAGAGCUCAAGGAUCAGUCCCGCAUAGAGGCCUUGCUUGGCGAUGGCGAGAAGGAAGUGGAGGAGUACUGCCAGAUCGCGGAGCCGCUGUGGAAGAAGGUGAAGAAGCUGAUCAAAGGCGUGGACGCCUCUCGCAAUGUGGUGAGAGUCUUUCGAGAGAACGAGCUCGACAUGACCAAGGCGAUGAUGAGGGGCGUCUUGUUCAAGCUCCUCCGGAACGAGAAAUACAAGCCCGGCUGGAAAGUCGCCAACUACAUGAUCCGUUCGGAGAAGUUCGAGCUGGGAGAGCUCGACUACAUGUUCCAGAUCGCUUUCGCGGCGCUGGCCGGGUGCGAUCGAGCAGCUGAGAACAUCUUUGCGAAUCUCCCCCGGGUUUACAAGCGCAAGAAGGCGCUUCUCGUCCUCAUGGCCGGAAGUUCGCCCCAGCGAGAGAACCGGGUGGUGAUGGAGAAACUUUUCAAGGAGCUCAAGCACAGGUCGUGGUAUACCGAGGCCUCGGGGCUCAACCAGAUGAUGCUGUUCUCCUUGCAGCCGGACUUGAGGAAACGGAUACCGGAUCUCUUCGAGGAGGCAAAGUCACUGGGAGUGGCACCGGACGUGAGCUCGUACAACUUGUACCUCGGCUUCCACUGCAAGGAGAAGAACGCCAGCGGCUUGGAGGAGGUGUACCAGAUGCUCCAGGAGGACCCAAACGCGAGGCCCGAUGAGUCGACGCUGCUCAUCCUCGCUUGCGGAUACAUCUCGGUCGGGUGCUUCGACAAGGCCGGGAAAGCUCUGGUGGAGCUCGAGGAGGGACUCGACUCGGGCUUGUUCCGGAGGAAGCAGGCAACUUACAACAAGCUGCUGCGGCUGUAUGGAGACACCAAAGACAAGGAGGGAGUGGAGAACAUCUGGAGCAUCCUGAGCAGCCGGCCUCUCAAGGCCGUGGACAGCUACAGCUACGCCAUCGCCGCGUUUGGGAAAGCCGAGGGAGUCCACAAGGCGGAGGAGAUCUUCGCCAAAGUGGACGGGCUCCUGGAGACGAACCAAGUCAUCGCCAUGCUCAGCGUCUACACGCACUACGGCUACGCGGACAAGGCCCGGGAGCUCUUCCAGAAGCUCCCGCGGAAGAGGAUGAAGCACAGGCUCGUCGUUUACAAGUAUCUCAUCGCGGGCUACCUGCGUGAGGGAGAGGUGAAGAAGGCGCUCCAGGUUUUCACCAUGGGGUGCACGGUGCUGAGGGAUCGCUGCAUUUGCUCCGCGUGGGAGAGGGUGGUGCUCGAUCUGCUGGAUCAUUUCGCAAGCCGCGGGGAGGUGGCGGUGAUCGACAGGAUCUUCCGGAUGAACAGCGUGCUCAAGCAUUUCAUCAACAUGCGGGUCUACAGGGUGGUGCUCAAGGCCUACUUGAACCACGGGGCUUCUCUCAAGCGUUUCAUGGACUGGACGAUGGAGAUGGGCUUCUCCGUGGAUGCCGAGACGAGGGAGCUGCUCACGCUGCUCCAGUCGCGAUUCCGCAAACGAUAAGAGCUUGUUUUCGUUCUUGGUGGACGUGCCGGAGUGGUUAUCGGGCAUGACUAGAAAUCAUGUGGGCUUUGCCCGCGCAGGUUCGAAUCCUGCCGUCCACGGCCGAAUCUUUU